Molecule: messenger RNA, 288 nt
Organism: Staurois parvus
Lineage: Eukaryota; Metazoa; Chordata; Amphibia; Anura; Ranidae
Source: the annotation of a GenBank genome assembly
AUGUCCAUUGCUAAUCUCAUCACCUUCAACUGGUCAUAUAUGCACAAGUGAACUAAUUGUGAUAUGUUAUUAUAAUCAGCUCAAAAAAACCUGAUGAUGGGGUCUCCUGCUCAGGGGCGGACUGACAACUCAUGGGGCCCCCGGGCAAUAGGGGAUCAUGGGACCCCUGUGUCCUUGCCCAAACUCAAAAAACCCUAUGAAAAAGGUACCAGGGGCAUCUCAUGGGGCCCCAUACUGACCCCGGGCCCUCGGGCAAUGCCAAGUUUCCAAAUGGUCAGUCCGCCCCUG